AUGACAAUACUGAAGACCUUUUUACUAGAAGUAAAGUAAUAAAAGCAAAGAGAUGAAUAUCUAAAUAUUAAAUAGGAUGUUUUGUAAGAUUGUGAUCUAAUCGAUAAAUUGAGAAGAGAUUCAGUAAAGUUUAUUGAAAUUUUAGAGUAUGAGAUAAGAAAAACAAUAUCCUUCUCUAAAUUUAGAUACAUAGAUGUAAUAAAGAAAUAUGAUAAAUUAAAAGAAUAAAUUAUAGGGAUGUAGUAAGAAUGGAUUUCAUUACCAAAAUUAUUUAAUUAACCUACACUAGCAAUAACAUGGAACUUAAAAUCAAUGACAGAAGCAGAAAAACAUUAAUUAAAGUUAAUUAAAUAAAAUAAGCCUAAACAUAAAGAAUACAGAAGAAAAUGUGAGGAAUUAUUAGAUAGUAUGUUUAGAUUCUAUGUUGAAGUAUAAUAGUUAUAAUCAUUCUUAAAUAUAAAUUAUGAAGCUACUAGAAAAAUAAUAAAAAAAUUUAAAAAAUAAGAGAUCAGAGGAAUAAUGGAUGUAAAUGAAAACAUUUUUUUAAAAGUUAAUGAAUUUUAAAAUGAAAUUCAUGAAUUACCUAAAAGAUUAAAAAUGAUAAAGGACGAAACAGAAUCAAUAAUUAUUUAAAAUUUCUAUAAACAUGAUAAGUAAAAAUUAUUAUAAAAUUUAUAGUCCAAAAAAGUGUAGAGAAUUUUUGAGAAGAUAUACAGAACAAAAUUAAUUAUCAAAUGAAAGUAUAUUUUAUUUUGGAUUUUUUGCUGGAUUUGCUGCUUUAAUGAUUAUAAUUCUUUUAUUAAUGAGAUAUGAUGGAUAUUUAGAUCCAAACUCUGAUAAAGUUUUUAAUAAAGUUUUUCCUUGUUUUAGAGGAGUUGCAUUAUUUAUAUUUUACUUUUGGAUGAUAUCUCUUGAUGUAGCAGGAUGGAAUUACUUUAAUGUUAAUUAUAAGCUAUAUUUGGGAUUCAAUCAUCAUUAUUCAACAUUAUCUGAAAUAUUAAAAAGAGUUACUAUUUUUAGUACAAUUUAUUUAUUAACAUUCAUAAUUUAUUGUGUUUAAGAAGAAGAUAUUGGAAAAUUAGCUUAAGAAUUAUAAGUUUUUGAUGUAAGACUAUAUCCUCUAAUAAUAUGGGUAUGCUUAUUGAUAUAUGUUUUUUAUCCAUUUAAAAAGAUCUUUAAUCCAGAAGGAAAGAAAUAUAUGUUCAAAAUGUUUUAUGGAAUGAUAUGGGGAUUUAUAUUUAAUUAUGAAUCAAGAUAUACAUUUAUGGCAGAUUAAUUUGCAUCAUUCACUACUCCAAUCAGAGAUUUAGACUAUACAAUCUGUUAUUAUUAUUAUAUUGUAAAUUAUCAUUUCAUUUUAGAUAUUCAAAGGUUAUGAACAUGAUGGAUAAUGUGAACCUAGGACAAGAUUUACUAGUGCACUUCCAGCAACAGUUCCUUAUUUAAUUAAAUGUGCUCACUAUAUAGUUAGAGCAAGAGUUAAAGGUAAAUUAUUUGGAACAGAUGAAUGGUAUAACUUUUUAAAGACUGCAAAUGCUGCAUAAGUUGGAGUAUGGUCAUUUUUGGCUAGAAGAAAUCCUGAUGUUACUGAAUUUAGAAUCAUUUGGAUAAUUGUAGCUAUAAUAAGUACAUUUUGGUAAUAUUAUUGGGAUUUAGCUAAAGAUUUUUUAUUUUUUGAAAAAGAUUCAAAAUAUAAAUUCCUUAGAAAUGAUUUAGGAUAUAAUAGUCCAACAAUAUAUUAUAUUUUUGCUGGUGUAAAUUUAAUAUUAAGAUGUACUUGGGUUUUAUCAUUAUCACCAGAUAUAUGUAAAUUAUUUGGUAUCAAAAAUGAAUUAUUUAUUUUAUUGGUUGGAUUUUUGGAAAUGAGUAGAAGAUUCCUUAACAAUUUUUUAAAAGUUGAAAAAGAACAUAUUGUUAAUUUACGUUCAUUAAAAGUUGUCUAAGAUCUAAAGUAUCCAUUUUAAGUUCAUAAGGAAUUAGUUGAAUUUAAUAAUCGUGAUCAUUGGUCUGUUUCCUCAUUUUUGCAACCUAAUUCAGGAUUUCAAUCUUUAAAAGAUGAAGUAGAAUUUGAAAAUAGGCCAAGUUUUGUUUAAUUAUUCUAAGGACUAACUUAAUAGAUUGAUUAAGCAAGAUAACCACCUCAAAUUAGUAUUAAUGAAUAAAGUUUUUCAUAACAUACAUAAAAUAUUAAUAAACUUUCAAAUGUUAAAUAAACAAUAAAAAAGUCUGAAAGCAAAUAAGAAAUUUAUUUAGAGUAUCAAUAAAGAGAAUCAAAAUAUUCAAAUGGAACAUAAUUUUUAAAGAUACCUCUUAUUAAGAAUGUUAGUUAACUUAAUUUUCAAUCUGCUUAAUCUUCUUAUAAUGAUAAUUUAUCAGAUGGUGAAGAUAAAAAUAAUGAUGAUUAAAAGAGAGAUACCUUACAUGAUAUUAGAUUAAUGACAGAAGAAAAUUAAAUAAUUGAAAAAGGUAAAAAGAAAGAAAGUUUAGAGAGAUAAUGGAUUAAAGAGUUAAAAUAAGAAAAUAAAAAAUAUAAAAAAUUAAUUUAUAAAAGAUAUGAAAUAUUUAGAGUGUAAAAAACAACUGAAUGA
Paramecium primaurelia is the source of this 2588-nucleotide messenger RNA. The record is from the annotation of a GenBank genome assembly. Lineage: Eukaryota; Ciliophora; Oligohymenophorea; Peniculida; Parameciidae.